Messenger RNA from Aspergillus glaucus CBS 516.65, 1149 nucleotides. RefSeq names its product ankyrin repeat domain-containing protein. Gene Ontology annotation, molecular function: protein binding. The transcript has a single exon. The coding region runs from base 101 to 1054 and encodes 317 amino acids. Lineage: Eukaryota; Fungi; Ascomycota; Eurotiomycetes; Eurotiales; Aspergillaceae. The record is from RefSeq and is a predicted model, not a curated record.
GGCAUUGCAUUGGGCUAUCUCUGGUGGAAAGCCAGAAAUUGCCAAAGAGCUUUUAGAACAUCAUUGAAGGUCUCAAACCCCUGAUCAUGCGCUUUAUACAAUGUCUAUGGAACAGGUCAAGUUGUACACUGAAGCAAUCCUUCCUGUUGACUUUGCGGUGGAGUCACAGGAUCCUGAUUUACUUGACAUCCUUGUUCAGUACCUGGAGACUCCUGACAGUAGAGUCGGCGAUGCGAAGUUCAACAUGCUUUGGAGCCAGGAAAGAUUUGACUUUCCCGUCUCACGCAAUGUGUGGAGAACUCUUACAAAGGCAGAGAGGUUCAAUGGACGUGAGGACAGAAUUCCCAAACUGAGUGACCCUUGGCGUGACGACUCCGAAAUUUGGCGAUCAGACCCAUUGGAAUGGAGGUCAGUAUUGUUACUCUCCGCAAUCCGUGACCGACAAUUGCUGUCUGUCCAAGUGCUUGCCAAGGGCUGUGCCGAUAUCGACGGCCUUCAUGCGUUGAAUGUGGCAGCAUGCCGUAAUGACCCCCGUUAUGUGCAAUGCUUGAUUCAAAAUGGUGCUGAUCCAAACCACGUUGAUGGCUUUGGGCGCAGUGCGCUGCAUGAGGCUGUUAUGAACGGCUUUAUGGAUACAAUGAGUGCUCUCAUCGAGGGGGGAGCUGAUGUAAACAAGCCGAUGCUUAAAGAUAAAUUGUCAUUUCGCAUGGGUGCUGGACAUAAAAACAAAAUCAUUACCCCGGGUUUCAUAUUUAAACCUGUCGUGGAAGGCGCUUCUGCACUUAUGCAGGCCUGUGGACUUUUCCUCAGUGGGGAAAACCAACCACCAGAGAACAACGACCUUGCCAUGCAGAUAAUUCGAUUCCUGUUGUCCAAAGGCGCAAAUACAAAAAUGAAAGAUGCUGCUGGAAUGACUGCGCUCCAUUACGCGUUGUUGAAACCUCAUUUACCACUUAUAAAACUCCUGCUCGAAUUCGGAUCUCCAGUUGAUGUGGUGGACGAGGAUGGUCUAACUCCUUUCCAUUAUCUGGUGUUAUCCUCCUUGUGUAAUUAAAUUCGUCGCCUACAGCCUCGUGCAGUCCGGAUAAUCGACUCCCCCGACUUCCCCGAUACGGAGUUUUAACCGCUACAUUGGUUUAUCCGUUUCAU